This is a messenger RNA of Osmerus eperlanus (European smelt), 3619 nucleotides long. RefSeq names its product cerebral endothelial cell adhesion molecule (gene cercam). Bases 146 to 1918 code for a protein of 590 amino acids. NCBI's taxonomy places the organism in Eukaryota, Metazoa, Chordata, Actinopteri, Osmeriformes, Osmeridae. The transcript is spliced from 12 exons. The record is from RefSeq and is a predicted model, not a curated record.
GUCGGAACACGUCAGAAAGACUUCUGGCAGCUGCUGGUAGAGGGGGAGCGAAAAAGUUAAGGAAAAGUCCUUUUUCUUGCUUUGCUGACGCGGACUGGAACGAGCUCCGUGUCUCCGCUGCAUUACCACUUUGUAUUCUUCCACGAUGUUGCUUCGGUUUCUAGUUUUAGGGGCUUUCAUUAGCAGAAUAGCGUGUUACUUUUCGGAAGAAAAAUUUCCCGAGGAGUCUACUAUGCAGCCGCCGACAGUUGUAAUAGCCAUUAUAGCUCGCAACGCUGCGCAUUCCUUGCCUUACUACCUUGGUGCUUUGGAGAGAUUGAACUAUCCUAAAGACCGCAUAUCAGUCUGGGCAGCGACUGACCACAACUCAGACAACACCACGGCGCUGCUGAGAGAAUGGCUCACGGUGGUGCAGAAGUUCUACCACUAUGUAGAGUGGAGGCCCAUGGACCAGCCCACGGCCUAUGCAGGAGAGCUGGGUCCUAAGCACUGGACCAACACCAGAUACGAGUACCUUAUGAAGCUGAAACAAGCAGCUCUGAACUUCGCCAGGAAACGCUGGGCAGACUACAUACUGUAUGCUGACACAGACAACAUCCUGACCAACCCAGACACCCUCAACCUGCUGAUUGCUGAGAACAAGUCGGUCAUCGCCCCGAUGAUGGAUUCCCAGGGAGCAUACUCCAACUACUGGUGUGGCAUCACCCCUCAGGGUUACUACCGGCGCACAGCCGAGUACUUCCCCACACGUCAGCGCCACCGUCUGGGAUGCUACGCGGUUCCCAUGGUCCACUCCACCUUCCUGCUGGACCUGAGGAGGGAGGGGAUGAAGCAACUGGCGUUCCACCCGCCACACCCCGACUACUCCUGGCCCUUUGACGACAUCAUCGUCUUCGCCUUCUCCUGCCGUGCGGCCGAGGUGCAGAUGUACCUGUGUAACAAGGUGCGCUACGGUUACCUGAACAUCCCAGCCAAGCCCCACCACACCGUGGAGGACGACCGCAUCAACUUUGUCCAUCUGCAGCUGGAGUCCAUGAUCGAGGGCCCCCCGAUGCACGUCUCCCGCUUCGUCCACGUCUUCCCCAAGAAGAGGGACCUCAUGGGCUUCGACGAGGUGUUCUUGAUCAACCUGCGUCGUCGCCUCGACCGCCGCGACAGGAUGUUGUUCUCUCUCAACGAGUUGGAGAUCGAUGUCAAAGUGGUGGACGCCGUGGACGGGAAUGCUCUGAACAGCAGUGAUAUUAAGAUCCUAGGUGUGGAUCUGCUACCUGGAUACUAUGAUCCCUUCUCUGGUCGGACCCUGACCAAAGGAGAGGUGGGCUGUUUCCUCAGCCACUACUACAUCUGGAAGGAGAUGGUGGACCUGCAGAUGGACAAGGCUCUCAUCCUGGAGGACGAUGUGCGUUUCCAGCCUAACUUUAAGCGGCGUGUGCUGCGUCUGUUGGAGGAGGUGAAGCUGGUGGAGCUGGACUGGGACAUCAUAUACCUGGGCAGGAAGCAGGUGAACCCUGGUAACGAGGAGGUGGUGGAGAAUGUGAGAAACCUGGUAGUGGCCGACUACUCCUAUUGGACGCUGUCCUACGCCAUCUCGCUUCAGGGCGCCCAGAAACUGAUGAAUGCUGAUCCGUUGUCUAAGAUGCUGCCCGUUGAUGAGUUCCUGCCCAUCAUGUACGACAAGCACCCCAAUGAAAACUACAAAUCCCACUUCCCCAACCGCAACCUACAAGCGUUCUCCACACACCCCCUGCUGGUACGGCCUUGCCACUACGCCGGGGACCCCCAGUGGGUGAGCGACACGGAGACCUCCACGCUGUGGGAUGACGACGCCGUCAAGACCGACUGGAGGGGUUCCCACAAGACCCUGAAGGGCGCCCCUCCUCCGCAAAUGCUGCAGACCACCUACAGGGACGAACUCUAAGUUGGGGUCACCACAGGGUCACAGGGGGUCAAGGUUCAGUGACAGGGAGGCCGUCAGGUAGAGGAGGGUGUUCUGUGUGUGUGUGUGAGCGUGUGUGUGUCUGCAUGUGUCAGUGUGAGUAUGUAUCCAUGCAUGUUCCGAAUAUAGAAAUUGUUGCGGGCUGUUUCAGCUAGGUUGCUUCACGGAAGAACGGAAGUCAGGUUGUUCUUUGGUUCAAAUGCAAGUUCUUUAUUUGAUCUCAUCAAAGAUACAGACUGAGGGCUGUCUGUGAAAGCCAUGGCACAGCGUGCAUGGCAGAGAGUGCAUGGCAGAGAGUGCAUGGCAGAGAGUGCAUGGCAGAGAGUGCAUGGCAGAGAGUGCAUGGCAGAGAGUGCAUGGCAGAGAGUGCAUGGCAGAGAGUGCAUGGCAGAGAGUGCAUGGCAGAGAGUGCAUGGCAGAGAGUGCCCAGAGCAAUAGACAGGAUAUCGUUUUAUACACUUUAGACAAGGCCCGUCCUCUAGCUUAACAUGGGCUAAACAUGGGCAUACAGAAACACAUCCUGCUCUGGAUAUCUCUUCCUUUUCUUAAUGUCAGCACUUAUAUUCAAAGUGCAUCUCUCAGUCUAAAGGUCCUACAUUAAACUGUGUCUUUGUCCUUUUCCAUCUUGAUAUUUGGGUGUAUGUUAGGUCUAUCUAAGGUCAGUUAUAGCCUUUUUCCAUGUCUCCUGAUUACUUGGUCUAACCUCGGGUCAAUGACAGUUCAUCUAAGGUAACUAAGAUCUUGUUAUGUGCUGUGUCUUGUUCUUUAGGUCAAUGCUAGGUCACCUGAGGUAACCUUUCAGUUCUUAGUCAGUGAGGUCAUCUCAGGAUAAUUCAGACAGUUUAGUGCUAGUUUCAUGCAGGACAAUCAACCAGUUUAGUGCCAGUUUCAUGCAGGACAAUCAACCAGUUUAGUGCUAGUUUUAUGCAGGACAAUCAACCAGUGAUAGUAGUUUCAUACAGUUUUCGGCCACAACAAAAUUAACAUGACUUCUGUUCUGUACAAGGAGCACAUUGUUGUUGAAAGGUGAGUCUGACUAAGAACUGCAGGGAAAGGAAAUAUGAAAUAUUAGAAUAUUGAAAUAUUCUUAAGUUAAGGCAGAGCUCCAAAUCUAUGCAAACUCCACAUGUUCCCAGACCUGUGUUGAUUGGUUAUUUCUGGUCUAGGUCCAUGUUAAAGUUCAAGUGGUCACGAGAGUGUGGCUUUACUGGGAGUCACUCAUGGGGUCAGCUACAGUUUCAUACUGCGCUGAUCUGUGAUUGGGUGUUUUCAUGGUAUGUUUUCUUUUGAAUAUGUUUAUUGUUCUCUUAAUAAUAUUGUAUAUGUGAAUAUAUUAUCUUUUGAUAAUUUAUUUUUGCUAUUAUAUCAUUUUGGAGGCUGUGGUUGGUUUUUCUGUGCAGAAUGAAACAUUUGUUCUCAUUCUUAUGGACUCAUUCUGUUGUGAAUUUCAAGUGCAAUGGUUGUGAGGGUGCUUUUUAUGUAAGUGAAAUUUCUGCUAUUAGUUUACAACAAUAUUUGUCUGUUAAGUUUAACUUUCCCAGUUCUCUUGGUGACAGAAUGGAGUUCAGUUUACUCACAGACGGUGCAACUAAACUGUGCCUUCAUGCCUUCAGUAAAAAAAAUUAUGUCCUUGCUUUGUAAUUUGAAACUCAUGAAAUAUAUUGUUAAAACAUGUUUUAUCAA